AUGAGGGCGGUCACCGGAACCAUCCUCUCCUCCCAGCCGUGCCCGGUCGCCAAGGUCUCGCGCGUCCUCGCGCGCUUCGUCGAGGAGUCCCCCUCCGGCCUCCUCUCCUCCGACGCCGCCACCUACCUCCGCACCGCCAUCGAGGCCGCCGCCGAGCUCAACUGCUUCCGCCGCGACCUGCGCAGGCUUCAGGUUGGCGGCGAGAGCGAGAGGACCCAUCGGCACAAGCCGGUAGAGGAGGAGGAGGCCAGAUGGGAGCCCAAGGCGGCGGAGGAGGAGGACGGUAGGUGGGAGCCCAAGGCGGAGGAGGAGUACGGUAGGUGGGAGCCCAAGGCGGCGGCGGAGGAGGAGGAGUACGGUAGGUGGGAGCCGACGGCGGAGGAGGAUGAGGAGUACGCCAUGACGAUUCCUGCUGCCGUUGAGAAGACGAGCAGCAAGAAGAAGGGGUCGAGGGAGGAGAAGCGGGACAUUGCUGCUCCUCACGGAGAUGUGCAGAGUCCUGUCAGUGAGAAGAGGAGGAAGAAGAAAGAGAAGCGUGUGAAGGAGGAAAUUGAAACAGAGUAUGCGAUUGAGGAGCAGAGCAAGAAGGCCCUUGGUGAUGCUCUGCAAGGUAUGUUGUCCGAAGAAGGAAUUGACAGUGAAAGGAAGGCCAAGAAGAAGAAGAAACACAUCAAACAGGAAGAGGAGGAGGUGAUGGGUGCGAAGGAGGCGGAGCAAAAUAGGGUUCAUGUUGGUGUGGCUGAAAAUGGGCUGGCUAGUGAGGAGAAGAAAAGGAAGAAAAAGAAGCACGCUGAAGUGAAAGAGGUGAAGAAAGAAGUUGUUGAUGAUGGUGAUUUGGGAAGCGAGAAGAAGAGGAAAAAGAAGAGGGGCAGAGAUGGCGAUAAUGGUAACGAUACAGAGCUAGUAGAGCAUAUGAAGAAGAAGCAGCGGAAGUGAUCUUGGAGGUUAGGUUCAGAAGAACUCCAUACUGUCGAGAAAUGUGAAAGGUUUUUUGAAGAUUGGUACGGUGAGGUUGAUCUGUCUGUUGUAUUUUAGGCUUUAUAGAGGCUGUGGUCUUUUGACCACUUUGGUAGACCAACAGUUAUGUUUUGUGACAUCUGAUGCUUAUGCCAUGCUAUUGUUGCAAUGAAAUUUAAAUUAUUGUUAUCCCUUGAG
Molecule: messenger RNA, 1155 nt
Organism: Lolium rigidum
Lineage: Eukaryota; Viridiplantae; Streptophyta; Magnoliopsida; Poales; Poaceae
Product: ABC transporter F family member 4-like
Exons: 1
Coding region: 1-936 (311 amino acids)
Source: RefSeq, a predicted model, not a curated record